Molecule: messenger RNA, 2043 nt
Organism: Colletotrichum scovillei
Lineage: Eukaryota; Fungi; Ascomycota; Sordariomycetes; Glomerellales; Glomerellaceae
Product: beta-1,3-glucan-binding protein
Exons: 2
Coding region: 335-1816 (493 amino acids)
Biological process (GO): carbohydrate metabolic process
Molecular function (GO): hydrolase activity, hydrolyzing O-glycosyl compounds
Source: RefSeq, a predicted model, not a curated record
CCUGAGUCCCUGACCUUGCCUUUUACCUCCCCGGUCUCGCCUUUUUCCUUCAAGCCCAGCUGGGAUUUCUUUCUUCUCUCCUUCGCCUUGUCCGUCGUUGGGAACACUACAAAUCUUUCCCUUGCCGCUCUUUCUCGCUGCCGUCUCGAGGAUUUACUCAUCUGCACUGGCAUUGCGACAACCGGCAAAUCCAUAGACGAUUCGCGGCCUUACAUUCAUUAUACCCACGCUUGCUUACCGUCGACUACCUCGAGGAACAAGUCCUAUUCCUCCGCAUCAAGCCGCAAGGCCAUUCACUUGUCUCGCCAACCUCAACCCUCUUCCAUAACCCAUCAUGGAUCAGGACCAGUACAACCAGGGCUACUACUCCCGCCCAGCAGCUGGAUUGCCUUCACAGGCCACCACUGCCACCGGAACCCCUCUUCGCCCCGGCACGCCCAACACUGAAAACAGCCGUAAUCCCUUUGGCGAUGGUGUCGAGUCCCAAGCUUCUCAGAGAGGGCCCAUGGCCGGUACACCAAUGGGCACGAACCCAUUCGGCACGCCUGCCGUUUCCCGACCUGCCUCGAGCUUCGGCUCGUCCAGUGCCAUCGGCGCACGCUUCGAUGAGCGAUCCCAGCGGUACUUUCACUCCAGACGUAUCCGCAAGGAGGAUAUCGAGAAGCCUUGGUUGGACAAGGCCGACCCCAAGGAGAAAUGGGUCACCAUCAUUCCUAUUGUCGGUAUCUUUAUUGGUCUCGCCGUCUCUGGCUUCCUCGUCUGGGACGGUAUCAGAAGUGUCGUCAAGCACAAGUACUGCCCCGUGCUCAUUGAGGAUUUCUCCGGCAGCAGUCUGGACACAAACAUCUGGACCCAGGAGGUGCAAGUCGGCGGCUUUGGCAAUGGCGAAUUCCAGAUGACCACUGCCGACAACGAGAACGUCUUCCUCAAGGACGGCAACUUGGUCAUCCGUCCCACUCUCCAAGACUCCGCUCUCAUUGAGAAGGACACCGAGAUUGACUUGCUCAAGGACGGAACUUGCACUUCCACAGAGUUCUCCGCCUGUGUAACUGCCACCAACACCACUUCUGGCAACUCUUCCAUUGUUCCCCCUACCAAGUCUGGUCGCAUCAACACCAAGAAGGGUGCCACCCUCAAGUAUGGCCGCGUUGAAGUUGUCGCCAAGCUGCCUAAGGGUGAUUGGCUCUGGCCCGCUAUCUGGAUGAUGCCCGUCGAGGAUACCUAUGGUGCUUGGCCCCUUUCGGGUGAGAUUGAUAUCAUGGAGUCUCGCGGUAACAACUGGACCUAUGCUCAGGGCGGUAACAACAUCGUCUCCUCUGCUCUGCACUGGGGCCCCGACCAGGCCAACGAUGCCUGGUGGAGAACCAACAACAAGCGUCAGGCUCUGCACACGACCUAUGGUGAUGAGUUCAACACCUUCGGUCUGGAAUGGUCCCAGAAGUACCUCUUCACCUACGUCAACAGUCGUCUGCUCCAGGUCCUCUACACCAACUUUGACGAGCCCAUGUGGAAGCGUGGUGACUUCCCCCAGACCAACUCUAACGGUUCCCGCCUGGAGGACGUCUGGAGUCAAACUGGCCGUUCCAACACUCCCUUUGACCAGAAGUUCUACCUCAUCAUCAACGUGGCCGUCGGCGGUACCAAUGGCUGGUUCGAGGAUGGCCAGUCUGGCAAGCCGUGGGUUGGAAGCAGCCCCAACGCCAAGAAGGACUUCUGGAAUGCUCGCGACCAGUGGUACCCCACGUGGACCCAGCCCGAGCUCACUGUCCAGAAGGUCUCCAUGUGGCAGCAGUGCGACGGCAACGAGGAGCUGUAAAAGCCCGCUCGAAUGGCCAUUUCUCUUUUUGAACUUUUCGCACAUUUACAUAUAGACGGCUACAUGCACAAUUGGGAUAGAUGACGGGCGCGCGGUGCGGCUUUUACAACGGAAGGCGAUUACUCUGGAAUACCAACUUGGGAUUACUCACCCAGGUGCUUUGAGCACAUGUAUUUGAUGACAAUAUCUUGGGUUAUGAUUAGGAUAUUGGGAGAUGCAAACAUAUU